Molecule: messenger RNA, 1049 nt
Organism: Musa acuminata subsp. malaccensis (wild Malaysian banana)
Lineage: Eukaryota; Viridiplantae; Streptophyta; Magnoliopsida; Zingiberales; Musaceae
Source: RefSeq, a predicted model, not a curated record
CAACGGUCAUUGAGGACCACCGACCGUAGAAAUUAUCCGCGAGACACCGUACCGCGAAGCUCUUGCUCGCCCAAAAACCAACACCCACACGAAAAAGAAGCGAACGCGAGAAUUGCUCGAGGACGAUGGGAAGAACCCUUACCCGAUCCGAUCCCCCGCCGCUGCUUCCGCUUGGAGCGCGAAGCCCUUCGCGGUCGGCCGGAGGUCCCUUCACCGCCGCGGAGUUGGCAGCGGCGGAGCAGCUCCUACAGCUGAGCGAGAGCAGCAGCGCCGACUUGGCCGCUUCGUCCUCCUCGGCCUCCUCUUCCUCCCCUCGAUCCGUCAACAACCGGCCGCCCCCCGAGGCCGUCUUAUUGGAGGCCGAGGAGGAGGAGGAGGAGGAGACGGGUCUGCGGCGAAGGACGAAGCGGUACCGUCUGAUCGCCGAUCUGCACAUGGUCACGACGCCCAUCGACAGCUGCAGCAAAGGAGGAGGAGCGGAGAGGGGGCGCGUGUGUUGUCGAGAGUUUGUAUGGAGUUGAACUAGCCAUGGCCGUGAGAGCGCGUGUACAUAUCCUAUGUAGGCUUGCUUGAUAGGGCUUGUGAUAACAUGCACAACAUAAAUAUUAUGAACAAUAACCCUAAAAUUUCUUUGGACUUUGUUCAUGUUCCUGUUCUUGUUCUUUAUGUGGUGGCAUCUGUUUUAAACCUAGUUUUGAAUCUGUAAAACGUAAUAAGCUACAAAAGACGAAUGAUUCUGUGAGCAAGCUGUUGUUACCAGACAAAAAGCAUAAAUACAUGGUUCUAAUGAAAACAAUUCAAAAGCCAGGGAUAAGAACCGAGUAAACUGAGCUGAGAACAUUGCUCUAUAAGAAUGGUUAGAAGAUGGAACAUCGCAGAUGAUUUGCCAAUAUGCUUCCAAUUAGAUAAGACUUCAAACACCGAGUCAACACAGAACAAGUGUCAUUUACCCAGUGGUUACAGACCCGAGGGAGUUGGAGAUACUGCUGACUCCUGAGGAAUAUUAGAGUCAUUUACCCAGCAAAGGUUUUUGAAUGUUUAACUUCUGA